This is a messenger RNA of Acanthopagrus latus (yellowfin seabream), 2926 nucleotides long. Its product is annotated as polyadenylate-binding protein 1A-like. Gene Ontology annotation, cellular component: ribonucleoprotein complex. Lineage: Eukaryota; Metazoa; Chordata; Actinopteri; Spariformes; Sparidae. Gene Ontology annotation, molecular function: RNA binding. The record is from RefSeq and is a predicted model, not a curated record. Bases 611 to 2509 code for a protein of 632 amino acids. The transcript is spliced from 14 exons.
UCCUCCCCCUCAACCCCGGCUGUUAGUGGUGUGUGAGUGCGUGUGUGCUCCUGAGCUCGCUCGGCACACAUUCUAUAAAAAAAAAAAAUACAAAAAAAAUUUCAAAACAUAAAACAACCAAAAAAUCAUAUUCUUUUUAAUUUUUAUUUUCAUUUUUUAUUUUUUUUUUGUAACAAGUCGGUGAAGCUGGAGUAGACAUCCGAGGACAGGACGGUAACGUAUAAGUAGGAGCUGCCUAGAAGAAAAAAAAUCGGAACGACUAAAGUGUCAGUUGACGUGUUACUGCUACAGAAGCGAGGCCAAGUCACGUUCUAUUUGCUUGCAUCGUUGUGUGUCAGCUCUGAGUGACAGUUUUAAUCCCGUUACAAGUCGACAGUCUGCCAUUUUAAUACACUCACCUUUUAAUUUUUUUUAAACUCAAAAGCACCUCAAACUCAUAAGGCAACGGUUUGCUAACGUGUACCAGUAGAAAUUCUGCCCCGAGCUGACGUGACGCGAGGGACCGUUAGGGAACCGAGAAUUCUUGGUGGGAAACUUUUUUUAAAAAACAUUUUUUGGGGGAAAAUUAAGCUUCGUCCGAGCAGGUUUCGAGCGUACACGGGCUACGAACAUGAACCCCAGCGCUCCGAGUUACCCCAUGGCCUCCCUGUACGUCGGGGAUCUGCAUCAAGAUGUGACAGAGGCCAUGCUGUACGAGAAAUUCAGCCCAGCCGGAGCCAUCCUGUCGAUCCGGGUCUGCAGGGACAUGAUCACCCGGCGUUCCCUCGGAUACGCCUAUGUCAACUUCCAACAGCCAGCGGACGCUGAGCGUGCACUCGACACCAUGAACUUUGACGUGAUCAAGGGGCGGCCCGUGCGCAUCAUGUGGUCGCAGCGUGACCCGUCACUGAGAAAAAGCGGUGUGGGAAACAUCUUCAUCAAGAAUCUUGAUAAGUCCAUCGACAACAAAGCUCUGUACGACACCUUCUCUGCCUUUGGCAACAUCCUGUCAUGCAAGGUGGUUUGUGACGAGAAUGGCUCUAAAGGCUACGGCUUUGUGCAUUUUGAGACUCAGGAGGCCGCGGAACGAGCCAUUGAGAAAAUGAAUGGCAUGCUGCUCAAUGACCGAAAAGUAUUUGUGGGCCGCUUCAAAUCUCGCAAAGAACGCGAGGCUGAGCUGGGUGCCCGAGCCAAGGAGUUCACUAAUGUCUAUGUUAAAAACUUUGGUGAAGACAUGGAUGAUGAAAAGCUGAGAGAAGUGUUCAACAAAUACGGAAACGCCAUGAGCAUCCGCGUCAUGACCGAUGACAACGGAAAGUCUCGAGGUUUUGGGUUUGUCAGCUUCGAGAGGCACGAGGACGCCCAGAGGGCAGUGGAUGAGAUGAACGGGAAGGAGUUGAACGGCAAGCUCAUCUACGUUGGCCGCGCCCAGAAGAAGGUGGAGCGACAGACUGAGCUCAAGCGCAAAUUCGAGCAAAUGAAACAAGAUCGCAUGACUCGCUACCAGGGUGUCAACUUGUACGUGAAGAACCUUGAUGAUGGAAUUGAUGAUGAACGUCUUCGAAAGGAGUUCUCACCCUUUGGCACAAUAACCAGUGCAAAGGUCAUGAUGGAAGGAGGGCGAAGCAAGGGCUUCGGCUUUGUCUGCUUCUCGUCCCCAGAAGAGGCCACCAAAGCGGUGACGGAAAUGAACGGACGCAUCGUUGCCACCAAGCCUUUGUACGUAGCCCUGGCCCAGCGCAAAGAGGAGCGUCAAGCCCACCUGACAAACCAGUACAUGCAGCGCAUGGCCAGUGUGCGCGCAGUGCCAAACCCAGUCAUCAAUCCCUACCAGCCAGCCCCACCCUCUGGCUACUUCAUGGCAGCCAUACCUCAGGCCCAGAACCGUGCCGCUUACUACCCAGCUGCUGGGCAGAUGGCUCAGCUCCGCCCGAGCCCACGCUGGGCCACCCAAGGUGUCCGGCCGCAACACUUCCAGAACAUGCCGGGUGCCAUGCGUCCCUCAGCGCCACGCCCUCAGACCUUUGGUGGCAUGCGACCAAACUCCCAGGUGCCGCGCAUGAUGUCCACCCAGCGUGUCGCUCAGACCAUGGGGCCCCGACCAGCCACUGCAGCUGCUGCAGCAGCCGCCCCCGUGCGUGGAGUCCCUCAGUACAAGUAUGCUGCAGGCGUCCGCAACACCCAGCAGCACAUGACUCAGCCACAAGUCAACAUGCAGCAGCCUGCUGUUCAUGUUCAGGGACAGGAGCCUCUGACCGCCUCCAUGUUGGCUGCUGCUCCACCACAGGAACAGAAGCAGAUGCUGGGUGAGCGUCUUUUCCCGCUGAUCCAGAACAUGCACCCAAGCCUGGCAGGAAAGAUCACCGGCAUGCUUCUGGAGAUCGACAACUCCGAGCUGCUCCACAUGCUUGAGUCACCAGAGUCUCUCCGCUCGAAGGUGGAUGAGGCAGUGGCUGUGCUUCAGGCCCACCAGGCUAAGGAGGCCGCCCAGAAGACUGUGACAAAUUCAUCUGGUGUCCCAAGUGUCUGAAUCCAAGGAGUGGGGAUCCUUGAGAGACUAGCUUCACCGACGGACAAAAGAAUCUAACAGCAAAAAAGUUGAAAAUACAUAAAACAGAGUAAAAAGAAGUCAAAUAAUAUAUUAAAAAAAAAACAAACAAUGGUAACAAGUCUCCAGUCAGGCCUGUAAAUGAGCAGAAGCAGCAGGCCUGGUUUGUUGAGUUAAAACAAUAAAAAAUGCAUCAAAAAAAGAGAAAAAGUUAAAAUAGAAAAUGUUCCAAUUUCUGAGGGGUUUUAGAGGAGAGUUUCUUUGACAAAAUCUGAUUGAAAGCAUUCCUUUCUGCCAUUUUAUCCUGUUUAAAUGUUUGAAUGUUUGGGCUGUAGCGGCCUGUUAUUGUGAAAUAUCCCCCCUGACCUUUGCUUGCUUGAAUAAAACUUUAAAAAAAAA